Parastagonospora nodorum SN15 is the source of this 2193-nucleotide messenger RNA. RefSeq lists its product as hypothetical. Lineage: Eukaryota; Fungi; Ascomycota; Dothideomycetes; Pleosporales; Phaeosphaeriaceae. The record is from RefSeq and is a predicted model, not a curated record. The transcript is spliced from 2 exons. The coding region runs from base 1 to 2193 and encodes 730 amino acids.
AUGGUCUCCAAGCACAGCAAGACGCUCCGCCAGCAGGCGCUUAUCCGAGCCGAGAAGUUCAAGGAGGACCAGGAGCAGAAGGCCCAAGGAGAGCGCCUCAACCACCGCACAUGGUAUGAGAUCACAUACAACCUGAUGUCUAACAUAAAGACCACAGGCACAGUUCUCACUCCUCGCGCUGCGCACCUCGUUGACAAAGACGCUUCGCUGGUGACAGAAAAAACAUCGUUGAAGAAAUCACUGGCACACAACAAGAAAUGUCGACAUCCUCCAAUCGCCCCAGCACCCCGCGACGACCCCAACGUCGCCCGCCGUGCAGCUACCAACGCCGUCCGCGCAACCGCUCUGGCGAAUCUCACUCCACUGCCUAUUGUAGGAUGUGGUCAGGAAGCUUCGUACUCACCUGCGCAGCGCGUGCCGGCCGCCUCUGUGCCAACUUUCACGGGUCAGGCCGGUAGCAGCGCAUACCCUACCCCAGACAACUACGGAAAUCCGUUGACACCGAUCGCAUUCCGCCAAGAGACUGUGGAAGACAAGGCGAAGAACGAGCCUAUGAAGGCACCGUUCUUUUCAGCGUUCACCGAGUCUGAUGGUUCGUUCUUUACCUUUGGCUCUCCGACGCAGACAACUACCAAGGUCGAUGCGAUGCUUGACUGGAUCUUUCCAGCCUCCAUGACUAAGCCUCUUUCCGAUGAGAUGUCGAAUAAGAGCUCGAUCUUCUCAAGCCAUUCGACUCCGAGCAUCUUCGACGUACUCGGAAAGCGCACAGAGGUAGAGGUCACCGAGAUCAGAUCGGAGCAUGCGACUAGUACCGAGCCGACAAAAGAGGAUUGCGCAUCCCUGCACUACGAGGAACUGGGGGAGUCGAGCGACACCUCCGGCUCAGUCCCUGCAAGCCCAGAGUAUGAGACUCAACUGUCAAAAGCAUCCGAGCAGCCAAGCGCGUGUGCGUCUGCAUUCAUCGAGACUGAUGCUCAUCUCGAAGUCAUUGAGGAGCCUGAGCUCGAGUUCACUGCACAAGAGUACGACUCAGUCGACAAUGAAGUGCACCCUCAGAACCUGGCGCGCAUGCUACACGAGUCCGCUUCUCCGAUUGCCAUACACAAGAACGCCCAAAACAUCGUCGAGCUCUGGAACUCAGAGCGUAUGUUCUUCGCCGAUACAGAUGGCUUUACUCGCCUGGUCGACAUGCGACAAACCUUAUAUGACGUCGCCAUCAACAAUGAUGAUGUCGACUCGGACUUCGACUCGAUUGCCUCGCCCUACAAGCCGAUUGCUACCCCUCCUCCGUCCACGUCAAUCGCUACCUCUAUCGGCUUUGAAUCGCCUCUGCGAAUCGUCCAGGAUGCUGGCAUGACCUCGUCCAACGAAAGCGAAGACGAAGCUGACGUCGAGCGCAUGUUCUUUGCAGCAACCAAUGGACACACGCGCAUUGUUGACCUCACUCAACCCAUGUACGACAUGGACAUAAUGCUCGAUGAUGGCGACUCAGACUUCGAAUCUGAGUAUUCGCCAGUCAAAUCGAAUGCUUCGCCGCGCAAGCUCGAUUCGCCACUUAAGAUGCACGAGGAGGCUAACACCUCAUCAUCUGAGGACACUGAUGAGGAUGUCAACAUGGACGGGUUGCUAGGGUCGUUUCGCGCCGAUUGCACCUACCGUACGCAAGAGUUGGUCAAAGCUGAGGGCGAAGUCACACCUGACACUGAUAUGAGCUUCUCGGAAGAUGAGGAUGUGGUUGAUCCUUUUCUGGAGUUCAUCUCCAAGGAGGUCACCGUCCUCAAUGUGCCAGAAGAAGACGCACGCUCAUCUGAGCUCGUGGAGGCUACAUUGGGCACAGAGUCUUUCUCCACCUUCCUCUCGCACCUCCAAGCCGCCGACAACGGCACGACAACAAAUCUCGCAAUUGUGGCCACCUUCUUGAAGCUUGUUAGCCUCGAGCGAGAGAAGCUUGGUGGGCGUUCUCUGCCGGCUUCAUAUACGGCAGGCGCAGUCAUGGGGAGCAGCAUUAUACCGCAUACCAUAUUCCUUGGGACGACGUCGCUUGCAACGUUCUUGUCUCAUUUUAAAGAUGAUAUGAGUUUGGAUGACGUGCAUUGCGUCUUUGGCUUGUUGAGUCGGGAGAAUGUGCGGUUGAGGACUGUAGCGACGACAGGAUUAAUGGCUGCACUCGGGCGGCGGUUGGGACAGAUCUAG